Cyphellophora attinorum is the source of this 2082-nucleotide messenger RNA. Its product is annotated as Endosomal/prevacuolar sodium/hydrogen exchanger. Gene Ontology annotation, biological process: vacuolar acidification; proton transmembrane transport; sodium ion transport. The transcript is spliced from 4 exons. Gene Ontology annotation, molecular function: sodium:proton antiporter activity. Gene Ontology annotation, cellular component: fungal-type vacuole membrane; early endosome; late endosome. The record is from RefSeq and is a predicted model, not a curated record. The coding region runs from base 1 to 2082 and encodes 693 amino acids. NCBI's taxonomy places the organism in Eukaryota, Fungi, Ascomycota, Eurotiomycetes, Chaetothyriales, Cyphellophoraceae.
AUGGGCCUCUUCAUCCUCAUCAUGCUGCUGAUCGCGGCCCUCUUCACGAGUUAUAUGUUGCAACAGAAAAAAAUCCAAGUGGUGCACGAGACGGUUAUUGCCAUAUUCGCUGGCAUGAUCGUGGGUUUGAUAAUACGAGUGACCCCGGGUACCGCUAUCCAGGACAGCGUCAGCUUCGACUAUCAAUUCUUCUUCAAUCUACUCUUGCCGCCCAUCAUCCUCUCAAGCGGAUAUGAAUUGCACCAGGCCAACUUCUUCCGCAACAUCGGUUCCAUUCUUACCUUCGCUUUUGCUGGCACCUUCAUAUCUGCCAUAUCUCUUGGCCUCAUCCUCUGGAUCUGGACACGCAUUCCCCUCGAUGGACUGGGCCUCACUUUCGUCGAAGCCAUUUCUGUCGGCGCCACUCUCUCCGCUACUGAUCCCGUCACCAUCCUGAGCAUCUUCAAUGCUCACAAAGUCGAACCCAAAUUAUAUACCAUCAUCUUCGGCGAGUCGAUCUUGAACGAUGCUAUUGCCAUUGUCUUGUUCGAGACCGCUCAGCGAUACAAAGUUGCUGGCGGUCCCAAGGGCAAUCUGACGCUCUGGAGUAUGUUCGAGGCUAUUGGUAUCUUUUUGUCUGUCUUCUUUGGCAGCUUGGUCAUUGGCGUGCUGGUCGGCAUUGGGACAGCCCUGGCGCUCAAGUACACCCUUGUGAGACGGUUUCCUAAGAUCGAGAGCUGCCUGGUCGUCCUUAUCGCCUAUGCGAGCUACUUCUUCUCCAACGGUGUGCACAUGAGUGGUAUCGUGAGUCUGCUUUUCUGCGGCGUCACGCUCAAACACUACGCAUAUUACAACAUGUCCCGCCGCACCCAACUCACCACAAAAUUCAUCUUUCAGAUCACCGCUCAACUCUCCGAAAAUUUCAUCUUCAUCUACCUCGGCCUAACCCUCUUCACCGAAACUGACCUCGAAUUCAAACCUCUCUUCAUCAUCGUAACAACUCUGGGCAUCUGCGCCGCGCGCUGGCUAGCGGUAUUCCCGCUCAGCCGAGCCAUCAAUGGAGUCAUUCGUUUGCGUGCCAAACGACGUGGCCAGACAGAAGUGGCCGACGAACUUCCCUAUAACUAUCAAGCAAUGCUGUACUGGGCCGGCCUUCGAGGUGCGGUUGGCGUCGCUCUUGCCGCUGGCCUUCAAGGAGCGAAUGGGCCUGCCCUGCGUGCUACAGUAUUGGUCGUGGUCGUGCUGACAGUUAUCAUCUUCGGCGGCACUACCGGCCACAUGCUCGAAGUGCUCGGGAUCCGGACUGGUGUGGUCGAAGAGAUUGAGUCAGAUGAUGAGUUCGACAUCGAGACCGCUAGCGGCGGCACAUAUUACAAACGCUCUGGAGGAAUCGGAUUCGGCCAUACGCCGCGCAAUCCUUCGGGAGCGGUCGCGUUAGACUACGUUGAGCAUGAUGGUGGAGGCGCGAAUGGCUCAGCUAAGGCUGGUCGGCCCGGCCGACUUGGUAGCAAGAGUGCGCCUCGCGGAUACAGCUCCAGCAACAGGCACAGUCCGCCCAUCCGUCCAGGCUCGAAUUCAUCCGGUGCCAGCCAGCGGAAGAACUCAAAAGGAGGCACAAGUAUCACACAGCGGCAAAGGGAAGAGGAGGGUCAACGAGGCAGUCUGCUCAACGGCGGCAGCGCCUCGACGUCUGACCUGCUGAGCUCUGACGAUGAGGAGGCGUUGGACCUCGAUCUGCCCCCGGAGGCACCUCGACGACACGCAAGCCCUCUGCCUCCUAGCGCGGAUCGAAGUAGAUCCGCUGCGUCUGCGCUCCACCCGACGCCUGAUCCCAACUCGUUCACCAUGGACAACGACGAUUCACACCACGACGGCGACAUGGGUACCACCAGCCACGCCAGCGCCGGGCUAGGCGGUACGGUCCGGCACAUCGCUGCUGGAGCUCGCGACCUGUUGCGCAAUGCAGCUCAUGGAGACGCCCGUUGGUUUGAGCAGCUGGAUGAGAAUGUCAUCAAGCCGACAUUAUUGUUGGAUCAGCAUCAGGGGCAAGGGAGGGGCCAUGGUCGGGGUCCUAGUAUGGGAGGAGACGGCAGAGAAAUCUAA